AUGCCUCCAGGCAAGAAGCCUCCAUCAAUCUCCAAAUCCCGCGAACUCGUUCCCGUGGGUCCCCGGGAAGUAUUCGCCAAAAAUGCCAGUCGCCGCGACAAGGACGGGAACAAGCCCCUCACGGCCCGUGCACUCGUCCUCCGCAAUGGAAAGCACGGUGCACAAGGUACAGGCGAAUUGAUGCUAAUGAGCAGAAUGAGCGGAAGAGAGAAACUUGAUCUCCUCAGUGAGGAUCUUAUCGAACGCUCGAAGAGAGCGCUGGGAAAUCCUUUUAGGCUGGAUCAAUGCCUGAACAUCGCAGACUCCCAGCUCGCAAGUAAUCUCGAUGAGAUACUCAGCCUGCAAGAUCCAGAUAUCUUCUAUGACAAAAUUCGCACAGAAAUCAAGGCUCGUACUCCUCAAACGUCCGCUAACAGCACUUUCGACCCGCUACGAAAUCCCAGUUAUGUUGCUUCGAUCGUAUCAGCCAGAAUUCACAAUUCGUACAUGUUAGCCUCCGCUUGGAAGCUCGUCGGGGAUAUCCUUCGCGAGUUCGGAGAGGACGGUAUUGAGGACAGCAACAUUAAAGCCCAACUGAAGAGGAAUGCUAAUCUGAGGUCCCGGUACCUCAUUUUGUACGAUAUAGUGAAUGUAAUUGCAGAAGCUAGCCAGGCCAAAUUUGCCCUCCUUGCAACGACUGCUCCACGUUAUUCCCAAUACUUCAAGCCAUUACAGGACAGUGGUACAAAUCAACCAGAAUAUGUUUUCGACUUCUUCCGCGUGAGGGACGUACACAAGUCAUUCAUCGACUCAAUCAUCGUGGAGCUCUGCCUACCACAAUCUACGAUACCACGGCAGAUUUUAUACCAAAUCCUCCAUGAAGCCGUCGAGGAAACCCCCCGUGAUGCGAAGCGUUUCCCGCAGGCUGUCUGGGACGCAGUAGGCGACCUGUCGGUGAUUGUGCAGUUGCAAGAGUAUCUUGAGACGCCUUUAUUGGGUCCCGAUGGCGAAGCAUGGAAGAAGCUUCCCCGAGAGAUGCCCGAAGAUUACGAGAACUGGGUCGAUGCGCAAAUAUAUUCAGAGAUGGCCUCGGAGAUGUGCGCGAGUUUUGAAAAUACCAUAUACCCAUUAGAGAGAACAAAAUCUCGACAGGUGCUCGAUAACAUGUGGAAAUUUGUAAACCUCAACUAUAAAGCUACUAGUGGGAAGGAUAUUGAUACACUAUGGCAGCUGGAUGAUGUGAAACAGCGCACGCCACAGUGGCAUGCAUUCUACAUCCCAACGAGAGGAGCCGCUGACGACGACGGCGACGACAUGCCUAGCCUUGUACCCAUCAAGAGCAAGGGACAGCCGGGAGUGAAGAGUAAAGCAGGAAAGUUUCUCGCUAUCACGAAUGGCCCUGCGGACGAUAGCGAUAGCUCUAUGCCAUCAUUACAGUCCGUAUCUGGAUCAGAUGAUUUUAAUAGCGAAGAGGAUGAUGAUGAUGAGGAGGACGAAGAUGAGGACGACAGUGGAGAUUCGGAGGCCGGCUAUGACACAGAUGAAGAGGAUGCGCUUCGUGAUAUGUUGAGAGAGGCAAUGGAUACGGCCCUAGCGGAUCCAGACUUCCUAAACCCCAAUAGUGCCGCACCGGAGUUCGAUGUACUAGCAGAUGAGCGCAAAGGCAAUCCUUUCCUAAAGUUGUUGGGUUCGCUCAGGGGACGAAUGUUUUCGUCGAAUCCCACGUUGAAGACUACGAAGAGAACAGAACCUCGACGUCCAUUUGCGGCCAGACAAUCAUCUAAAGCUCCCCCACCCCAUCAUGCUUCUACGUCACCUGCUCAGGCUGCAGCCAAGUUCACAACUCCAUCAUCCAAUGCCACAGCACCUAAGAGUCACAAGACCACUAUGGAGGAAGUUGAAGACGAAGACGAGACACGCUCUGUUGCCAAGAAGAAAAAGAAAAAGCCGAAGAAGAAGAAAAAGCCUGCGGUGACAGAGGGCUCUCUGCCUGCUGUAGAUGCUGCACAAGCGGAGGCCAGGCCGACUACUCCUACAAAACCUACUCCCGCUAAUGGCAAAUUGGGGGUGCCCACUUCGCCUUCUUCAAAGAAGAUUGUGCCUCCUAAGUCGCCUGUGAAACCUGCACGUACAUCGACGAUCAACAGCUCGACAACGACGCUACCGUACAUGUCCACUACCUCCCUCCCUUUGCCACAAGGUCAGUCGGUGCAAUCAGGACAUGGAUACAUGCAGACGGAGGGUGUAAAGCUGAAGGAGAAGGUGAAGUCACGGCCUGAUUAUGGCAACCUCGCAUCGCUCCCAGAGAAGAAAUCUUUCUUCAGCAGAUUCAAGGCGGACAAGCCACGGGAAGAGGAGCCCGCAAUGAAGGGCAACAAGUUCAGCUUCUUUUCCAGGCUGUCUAAGAAAACAUCAAUGUAUAUGCAUCAACUCCUGAAUACUUCGGAAGACGAUAAGAAAGGUCUUGCGCCCAUGAAGUGGGAGCAUUUCCUCAAGGCGAGUUCCUAA
Fibroporia radiculosa is the source of this 2487-nucleotide messenger RNA. RefSeq lists its product as uncharacterized. The record is from RefSeq and is a predicted model, not a curated record. Bases 1 to 2487 code for a protein of 828 amino acids. The transcript has 9 exons. Lineage: Eukaryota; Fungi; Basidiomycota; Agaricomycetes; Polyporales; Fibroporiaceae.